Messenger RNA from Trifolium pratense (red clover), 784 nucleotides. RefSeq names its product AP-2 complex subunit sigma. The coding region runs from base 144 to 572 and encodes 142 amino acids. NCBI's taxonomy places the organism in Eukaryota, Viridiplantae, Streptophyta, Magnoliopsida, Fabales, Fabaceae. Gene Ontology annotation, molecular function: clathrin-cargo adaptor activity. Gene Ontology annotation, cellular component: AP-2 adaptor complex; intracellular membrane-bounded organelle. The record is from RefSeq and is a predicted model, not a curated record. Gene Ontology annotation, biological process: protein transport; clathrin-dependent endocytosis. The transcript is spliced from 6 exons.
CUACACACGGUAGUUGUACUGGAUCCUUCCUUCCUUUGGUCGCUGAAAAGAAAGAAAUGAGAAAGUGUUGAAAUCUUCUUGCUGCAAUUCUUUCACCAAAAUCCAUUUCAAUUCAAUAUCGUUCUUCGUUCCUUUGCAACCAAAUGAUCCGAUUCAUUCUGUUACAGAACAGGCAGGGUAAGACCCGUUUAGCCAAAUACUAUGUUCCUCUCGAAGAUUCCGAGAAGCAUAAGGUCGAAUACGAGGUUCAUCGUCUUGUCGUUAAUAGAGAUCCCAAAUACACUAACUUUGUUGAGUUUCGUACACACAAGAUAAUAUACAGGAGAUAUGCUGGAUUGUUUUUCUCACUUUGUGUUGACAUUACUGAUAAUGAAUUGGCUUAUUUAGAGUGCAUUCAUUUGUUUGUUGAAAUCUUGGAUCACUUCUUCAGCAAUGUUUGCGAACUUGAUUUGGUUUUUAACUUCCACAAGGUCUAUCUUAUACUUGAUGAAUUCAUUCUAGCGGGUGAAUUGCAAGAAACAAGCAAGAAGGCUAUCAUUGAGAGAAUGGGGGAACUUGAAAAACUAGAGUGAAACUUUACAUUUCAGCAGAGUCACAACGGCUUGGAGAUUCGGAUGAUUUGCUCUUGCACUUGGCACGUUUCUUGUAUUUUAAUUGUGAUACAGAGUUUUGAUUUUUUCUCUCUUGAGCCAUGUAUUAUGUACACUACAAAGGCUUCUUAAUUGUCUUGUGUUAAUAUAUUGUAGACAUUCACAAAUUCAAGGUUUUUAGCAACAUUUAUUCA